ACGAGUUUCACACCUUCCUUCACUGCGACCGCCUUCUCCUCCAGUCUCCCCCCACCUCACACCCAGAAAUUCGGAUCAGCGCCGUUGCACAGUGAGUGGACCUUUCCAGUGGAAGGAGGCAGCCGCGUCUUCCAAUGGCGGCUUCCUCCUCUCCCCUCCUCGCCCCACCGCCCGCGGCGCUGCUCCGCCACGCCGCUUCUCCCACGGUCUCCCCCUCCCCCUCCUCCUCCUGCCGCUGCUACGGAUAUUCUCCCGCUCCCAGCGGCGGUUUUCUCCUGCAACCGCCUGCUCGACUCCCCCGCCGCCGCCCAGCAUUGUACACGGCGGCCGCCCGUACUGCUUCCAAGGUGAGGUUUUGCGGGAAUGGCGUCUACGGGCGGCCGGCGGUGCUCAGGGGUUGGAGUAAAUGGUGGCCGGAGAAGGGUUUAUGUGCCGCUGGGACGGGUGACGAUGCCGGGGAUCAAGUUGGCGAUCAGGACGACGAUGGAGUCCGUGUUUCUAACGACGCCCUCCGCGCCACCAUCCGUAAGAGCAGAGAGGUGCUGGCGAUGCACAGGGAUCUACUUCAGCAGCUAUCAGAAAAGAAGAAGCUCAUCUCUAUUAUUGAAGCCAGUUCCAUUCAAAAUGGGCAAGAGGCGUCCAGUGGCAGUUCCUUUUCAAUCCCGGAUCCAGUUUCAGAGGGCCAAGAGAUUGGCUAUGACCUUCAGAUGUACCUUGACAGGCGUUCACAGAAAUCACAAGUCCGUUCAAAUCAUGGAGAAUCUAUUAGUGGACAGCAUGAAUACUUUGGAAGUUUAGAAGGCAAAGUUUCUAACGCCGAUGUUAAUGGGUCACCUGUCAAGGAUUACAUGGCCCAACAGAGUCAAAUAAGUGAAGAAAAACACUCGGUUACUGAGGGAAUAAAUGACAACUCAUCCUCUUCGGCCAGCGUAGAUAUUAUGAAUAUCAUAUUGGUAGCUGCGGAAUGUGCUCCUUGGUCAAAAACAGGUGGACUUGGUGACGUUGCCGGAGCUUUGCCAAAGGCUUUGUCCAAGAGAGGUCAUCGUGUCAUGGCAGUAGUACCAAUGUAUGGAAAGUAUGAAGAACCUCAACAAAUAGGAGAAUCAAAGAGGUACCAGGUCGCAGGGCAGGAUAUGGAGGUAAAAUAUCAUCAUGCAUACAUAGAUGGCGUCGAUUUUGUAUUCGUUGACAAUCCUUUAUUCCACAAUGUUGAGAGUGAAAUUUAUGGCGGAAACCGAACAGUAAGUAAUGAUAUCUUGAAACGGAUGGUUUUGCUGUGCAAAGCUGCUGUAGAGGCUCCAUGGUGUGUUCCAUGUGGUGGUUUUUGCUACGGUGAUGGAAAUCUUGUGUUCAUUGCAAAUGAUUGGCACACUGCAUUACUGCCUGUUUAUUUGAAGGCUUAUUAUCAUGAUAAUGGUUUCAUGAUAUAUGCCCGUUCUGUCCUUGUGAUACACAAUAUAGCACAUCAGGGUCGUGGCCCCUUGGAUGAUUUCAGUUACCUGGAUUUGCCCAGUAACUACAUGGACCUUUUCAAACAUUAUGAUCCAUUCGGGGGUGAUCAUCUAAACAUUUUUGCAGCUGGAAUUAAAGCUGCCGAUCGUUUACUUACUGUUAGCCAUGGCUAUGCAUGGGAGCUCAAAACACCUGAAGGUGGUUGGGGCCUUCAUGGGAUCAUCAGUGAAAGUGAUUGGAAAUUCCAAGGCAUUGUAAAUGGUAUUGAUACCGCGGAUUGGAACCCUAAGUCUGAUGUCCACCUAAAAUCUGAUGGAUACGCCAACUACUCUCUAGAAACUGUUCAAACAGGUAAAGCGCAAUGUAAGGCGGCAUUGCAGAAAGAACUUGGCCUCCCGGUUCGUGGUGAUGUUCCCGUCAUUGCUUUCAUCGGGCGGUUAGACAAUCAAAAAGGUGUAGACCUGAUUGCAGAAGCAAUGCCAUGGAUAGCUGGUCAAGAUGUACAGGUAAUACUCCUGGGUACUGGAAGGCAGGACCUUGAAGAUACAUUGAGGAGGCUUGAAAGUCAGCAUUACGACAGAGUCAGGGGGUGGGUUGGUUUCUCUGUCAGGUUGGCUCACCGUAUGACUGCAGGCGCUGAUAUACUAUUGAUGCCAUCAAGGUUUGAGCCAUGUGGGUUGAACCAGCUCUAUGCAAUGAUGUAUGGCACUGUCCCCGUAGUGCAUGCAGUCGGUGGUCUUCGAGACACCGUCCAGCAAUAUAAUCCUUAUGAGGAGGUUGGACUUGGUUGGACUUUUGAAAAUGCGGAGGCAAACAGAUUGAUUGAUGCGCUGGGGCACUGCCUGAAUACAUACAGAAACUACAAGUCCAGUUGGGAGGGUCUCCAAAGGAGAGGGAUGAUGCAAGAUUUAAGUUGGGACACUGCUGCUAAAUGCUAUGAGGAGGUUCUUGUUGCUGCCAAGUAUCAGUGGUGACUGGUCACUGAAUCCACAACCCCACUUAGGGUUGUCAUUCACAGAGACCGGUAGGCUACAAUAUGAAGCUCUCCGUUGCGUCAUGCCCUAAUAUCCCAAGUUGACAACAUUGGUGUAAAUUGGAAGAAGAUUUUUUUUUUGUCACAGCUCAGAUUAUUCUCAAUAAGGCACACUGCAAAAGUUCCUCAAAGAGUUCACAUGGAAGAUUCAGAUUUUCGAUUGAGCGGUAAAACUCAUGUAUUUCUGGAGUGGCCUCUAGAUUCGUCUGUUUUCAUGGGAUGAACUCAGUUUGACUGUUGGAGAGCAGCAGAGUACCAGCUAGCUCUGGAAAGCAUUGCUUCAUUUAUUUGUUUUAGAUGGUUAUUAUAGGUCGCGCUUCCAUCUGGGAAUUCUGCUGUUCGUUUCAUGUCAUGUAGACAGAUAAUUAGCAUUUACCCCAUUUUGUUCA
Lolium perenne is the source of this 2874-nucleotide messenger RNA. RefSeq names its product soluble starch synthase 2-1, chloroplastic/amyloplastic. Gene Ontology annotation, biological process: positive regulation of DNA-templated transcription. Gene Ontology annotation, cellular component: nucleus. Lineage: Eukaryota; Viridiplantae; Streptophyta; Magnoliopsida; Poales; Poaceae. Gene Ontology annotation, molecular function: alpha-1,4-glucan glucosyltransferase (UDP-glucose donor) activity; sequence-specific DNA binding; DNA-binding transcription factor activity, RNA polymerase II-specific. The record is from RefSeq and is a predicted model, not a curated record.